AUGAGUUCAUCUAUUGCUACCAUAGCAGGCUCAUCGAAGCUACCUUCAAAACCAAUUCAACCAACUCAAUAUUGGACAUAUGAAAAUGCCUUGAGUUUGAUAAAAUUUUGUCAAGACCCAUAUUUAUCAGACGCAUUGAAUGAAUUUCUACUACUCAACAAAGAUGUGAUUUUAAGUCCCGAACCAUUUGAAAUAAAAAAUAAAUCAAUAACUAUCAAAACUGACACUAAAGAGAUUUCAAUUAGAGGGAUACUUUUUACAGAUUUGACUUCAAAAAUGAUUGAAAACGGGGAAUUGAUAAGUUCUAAAUUGAACCUUGAUGUAAAAGAAGUGAUAAGAGUUAUAAGCCAAACAUGUAAGAAAAUUCCACCAAAAUCAAAACACAAAUUGAAUAUUAAAAGCAAAUUGGAUGACGAAAGGCACCAUGAUUUUGAAAAUGAAAAUCUUAAUCUCUAUAUACUAAACGUAUUGAGAGAAAGAAGAAUUAUUCUUAAGAUUGCGUCAGAACUUGCAAGUAACAAAACAAAUCAAUAUGCAUCAUCAAUAAUCCGAAAUCUAGGGAAAGAAAUAUUUCUAUCUGGGAACUACCUUAACUCAUUGUUGAAUUCAAUUAAAAAUACCAGCGUGAGUAUGGUAAAUGGUUCAUACAUCACGGGGCUAUCUGAUAGAAUAGAUGAAACAAUAUUUAAAGAGUUAGCCUUGUUUUUUAUUGAAUCCUUGAAAUUAUUAAUAGAAUUAUCGAUGCAGAAUCCCUUGGUAACCAAAAAUAUGCUUAAAGAGUGGUUCGAAUUUUUGCAAGCAUCUAAAUUUGGAAUAGCUGUGGGGUCUCCGCUUUUACAUCAAGAGGCUUAUGACUUAAUACAAGCUUUGAUAACAAUCAUAACCGUGGAAUUAUUAGAUCUUGAAAACACAUCCAACUCUGAUGAUGAUGAUGGUCCAGACAAAUUUAUGAAUGACAUCGAGAUUUUCACUUUCAUCAAUAAAAUCUGCACAAGUGAUUAUAAUAAUAAUUCUGUAAUAACGUUUAGUUGGUCGAUAUUGCUUCUAAGGAAGUCAUAUUUUUUACUGGAGUACCCCGACUCUGAAAGUUCCAAAAAUUUUCAAACAAAAUUCGACAUUACAUCAAUCAAUGAAACAAUCAAUCAACUUAACAAAAAGAGCUUAAAUUUCGACGUUUUUGGUUUGUUGAAAAAAAUUAAUAACAUUUUAAAGUAUGAUCCAUUGUAUUCAGCUAUUUUAUCAACUGUUAUUACUUCAUCUGUUGCAUUAUUAGAACUCACUCCUGAAAUCACUAGUACCAUAUUGGAUGUAAUACGGAAUUGUCCAAACAAUAUUGUCGAAAACUUUUUCAGCAACGAAGCAACAAUCGAUACAUUUAUAAUUGCUAGAGCCAAAUUCCCAUUACUAUUAUCACCUUAUAUUAAACUUGCUUCCAUCAAUGGAAACUUUGCAUUACAUGAAUUUAAUGAUUUAAGAUCAUACAUUCAAAAUUACAAAAAAGAUUAUUUUGAUCAGCUUUAUCAUCUUGAUGAACAGGAUCCAGAAUUAAUUCAAAUCACAAGUGAAAUUAAUAUUUAUCCUCCAUUUGAAUCGAACAAAAAAUUGGCUAUGGCAUUAACAUCUGGAACAAAAGCCAAGUUGCUUCCAGCUGCAAACCUGGAUGAAGUAUUGGUCACUUUCCUUUAUCAAUAUAACGGCUGGGCCUUUCUUGGACGAGUGCUACAAAAUUUAUCAAAAAAUCUUAACAAUGUGGAUGUCUUAAGAGAAGAAAUUAUCGUUGACAUUUUAAAUUUAAUGAACAAUGUCGCUAAAGAUAAUGGUGAAGAAGAAAUUAAAUUAAUGUUAGAAUCUAUGUCUGCUUAUACAGAUGAAUCUGAUAUAAUGGAAAUUAUAUUUAGUUUCCUAGAACAAGCAUUACACUUAAGGAAUGUCACUAUACUGACUGCAACAAUCAAUAUAUUGACUACUUUAAUACCUAUUGUUUCAAAUAGAAUUUGGCCAUUUUUGACUAAAAGUGCAUUAUUUUCUAAAGAUGGAAAAGAAGGAUUAGCUGCACUUAUAUUCGGUUCUGUUGAAAUGGUCAAUGGUGAUUAUAAAUUUUCUGCUUCUUUGAUAAAUUUUGCUAAUGCUUUGGUAGAGGAAAGCAUAUCCAUCAAUUACAAUUAUCCAUUCAAUACUAAAAGUGAGAUUUUACACAAGAUAUCAAGUCACCUUAUAUUCUUAUUUGAGAAUAUCUUUUACAGCCGUUUUAAUCAUUUUCAUCAAAAAUUACAAAUGAGUGUAUCCCUUAUUGAUUUUUUUACCACAAUUUUAACUACCGUUUAUGGUGUCCAAAAUGGUCUAUCUUCGGAAAAUAAAGUUACAAGUGUUUUUAUUAAUUCAAGCAAGCAAAUAUUCGACUCGUUUACCGCUAGUACAAGAAAUUCAGCACGAGCAAUUUUACCUUUAUUAUAUGUUAUAGAAGCAGUGGCACAAAAUUUAAAUGCUAUGGAAUUAUCAGACAAUACUGGUAUUUGGACUUACAAAUAUAUUGAAAGCACAUUUUCAUUUUCAAAAUUGAUUAUUGAAUUGAGGAAUAAUAUGAAGGUAAAACCGCUGGCUUUAGAACAAGAGCUUUUUACGAAUUCACUACAAUUGGUUCAAAUAUUUGCAAAUAUUGAAUCGUAUGGAGCAUUUUCAUUAGACUUGUUAACUAGUCUUAUUGAUGCUGAUUGGUUAAAUGAAACCGCUCCAUCUUUAUUAUCAUACUUGGGAAAUGAUGGAGCAAAAAUACUACAAAAUUCAUUGGCCAAUGGAUUAGACAAUACUUUUGAUGACUACGACAUGAAAGUGUCUUUAUACAAUUUUAUAUGUGCUGUUAUGCGUAGUAGUCAAGAAGGUUUAAUAGUAUUAUUUAACACUGGAAAAGGUGCAUUCAACAUUGAGUCUAAAGAACCAAAAUUAUCAUUAAUUCAAAUUUUGAAAAAAAAUGUAAGAGAAAUCAAAUACUAUCCAAAUUCAGUUAGUAUUCAUUUAAUUGAUGCUAUAGCAUUAUCUUGUAAUUCAUGGACCACAGUAAAAGAAACUAAAUUUGAUGAGGAUUUUGUGGAAUUAUUACUUGAUAGAACGAAAUUACAAAUUAAAGAAUCUCCAAAAUCAAUAGAGGGAUAUAUUAGUAGAUGUUAUGAAGUAACCUUGGCUUCAAAAAUUGCAGAUAUUUUAGCUUUAUAUUUGUUCACAACGAAAAAUGAAAAAUGUAAGAAGAAGAUUAAUGAAUUUUUAAAUUCAAAAGAAUUUAUAGAAGUUGUGGAAAAUAAAUUUGAAAUUCAUAAUUAUCAUCCAUUUUUACAAAAUGAGUUGGAAUCUUCAUUUGAAGCUGCAUAUCCUACUUCAAAUUUAGCAGAUUUCGUUACUUCCUUGCAUGAAAGAGAUAAAGUCAGCAUAGAUGCAAUUUAUAAUUUAAAAUUAAUGGAUAAAUUAUUCAAAAGUUCAGAUAGUUGGGAUGAAAUCAAAGAAAGGAUAAUAGCAUCGAGUAUAAAUGAUCAAUAUCUAACAGCUCAAUUAAAUGGUGUACAUUCUUUUAAAGCGUUAUUGACAAGUUUCUGUACUCGUUUUGAAGGAAAAUUAAUUGAUGAAUAUUUAACAUUUACUAAUUUUUUAUUAAAUAUUGAUAUUGAAGAAAAUAUUCCAACUGAACGAUUUAGAUCAGUUUUUUUUGAAAGAAUAGAUUUAGGAUUUUAUUUAAUUUAUUCCAUUUAUACAAGAAAACCUGAAAGACACACAACUGAAGCUCUUGAGAUUUUAAAAAAUGCAAGCACUUUAUUGACUUCAGAUGGGUUGAAUUUUGCUUUCGAAUUAACAUCAUCAAAUGGAACUUAUAGGCCAUUGUUAAGAAUCAUAUAUUGUGCUUUAAAAAUGAUAGAAAACUCUACAGUUUUCGGACUUACAAGUUUAUUUGAAAAUUUGUUUAAUAUUAUAGUUACAAAGAGUAUUAAAGUUUUGUCGAUUGAAUUACAAAACGAGAUUUAUUUAUACAAAGUGAAUGGUUUUAAAGAGUUGUCAAAGAAAGUAAAUGAAAAAUAUGAUGAUUUACUUUUGGUUUUGUCAAUUCUUAAAGUUUUCAUGCAGAUUCAAACUAGUAAUCCAUUGUUGCUGAGUAAAAUAGCAUCAUCAAUCAAAAGUUUUAACUCAAUAAAGACAUUAAUAAAUAUGUACAUGUAUUCACAUCCAAUUGAAUUAAAUGAAGAAUUUGGAUUUGCUCAAUUAAGUUUAACAUUUUUAUCAGAGUUCAUGUCAAUUGAAUCAGUUGCUAAUGACAUCAUUAAUUCAGGAUUAUAUAUUACUUUAUUAGAAAGUCCAAUAUCAAAACCAAUAAGAAAUGGGGAAUUAUCAAUCACUGAUAACAACAAAUAUUAUAAACUUUGGAUCAAUGGAAUCUUACCAAUUAUCAUUACAAGUCUUUAUAAAUUGGGUGCAACAGUAGCACCUGAAAUUUGUGUAGCAUUACAAUUAUUUGGAAAACAAAUUUCAUUUUGUUUUAAUAGUUGGAGUAAUGAUUCAAAAAGUAUUCAAAUUUCAACUGCAUUAUUAAUUGAAACUAAUCAAUUGAUUGUAAUAUAUGAUAUAUUAAAAGCUAUGAAUAUUGAAGAAUAUUUAAAAACUCAACAACCUAAUGAAAUAUUGGAUAGUGAAGAUAUAGAUAUGAGAAUAUUACCAGGAAUUGAAUCUGAAUCAAAAAGAGACGAUUUUAUUGAUUGUAUUGAUAAUUUAUUAAAACAUCCAAAAUUUUUAACUUCACGUAUUAUUCCAAGUUCACAUGAAGAACAAAUUAUUAUUGAAAGAGGUGAUGAACAAUAUAAUAACUUUGUGAAAAGAGUAUUUGAAGAAAUAAGAGGUUUAAAAACUUUAUUAAAUGAAUGA
Messenger RNA from Lodderomyces pseudojiufengensis, 4899 nucleotides. It is a transcript of the gene NUP188, whose product is annotated as Nup188p. Gene Ontology annotation, molecular function: structural constituent of nuclear pore. Gene Ontology annotation, cellular component: nuclear pore inner ring. The transcript has a single exon. The coding region runs from base 1 to 4899 and encodes 1632 amino acids. NCBI's taxonomy places the organism in Eukaryota, Fungi, Ascomycota, Pichiomycetes, Serinales, Debaryomycetaceae. Gene Ontology annotation, biological process: protein import into nucleus; RNA export from nucleus. The record is from RefSeq and is a predicted model, not a curated record.